This is a messenger RNA of Mercenaria mercenaria, 13472 nucleotides long. RefSeq lists its product as uncharacterized. The transcript is spliced from 10 exons. The coding region runs from base 411 to 1358 and encodes 315 amino acids. Lineage: Eukaryota; Metazoa; Mollusca; Bivalvia; Venerida; Veneridae. The record is from RefSeq and is a predicted model, not a curated record.
GCUUUAAGAACAUAGUGAAAUUAUUUAAUGUAUCUAUAUUUUGCAGUAUGCCAUUCGUCAAAUUUUCUUACUGUACUCAAAAUACCGUCAAAUAAUUUCACGGAGCGCGCCACUAUACCAGAAAAGGAAGUAAUUUUAGUAUAACUGCAUUAUUGUUUAGUUGUUUGUUCGUUUUACAAGCAAAAUAUAUAAUAUUUAACUACUGAGAUAAAAGCUUUCUACAACAAAAUUAAAAUAAUAAAAAAAUAUAAACUGUACCGACAAGGGGAAGUAACACUGUGUUGGAGUUUGAUUAAACCGCUGCAUAAGUGACCUACUUAGAUAUCAGUUUUAUUUACAUUUGUGUUGAAGGACAAAUUCAUAACAUGUACUAGAUCUAAUUCGGAUACAGGCACCCUAAACAGUUAAGAAUGGAUGUGAAAACAAUUAAACUGGGCACCAGAGAAGUGGAAUUUCCAAGUGAUAAACUACAACCCUUAGAAGCCUGCAACCAUCUACUAGGAGACCGGGACGCACUUUGGAAAGAAUUAAAUGAAAAGGGGUAUCUUCUAAUUCGAGGUAUGCACAAUCGGGAGGAUGUAUUAAAAGCGCGACUGGAAGUUUUAAAAACUAUUAAAAAGUUAGGCCCAGAGAAACUUGAUAACUCCAGACCUUGGGAGGAUGGCGUACUGGACCAUAGAUGUGAUCAUGGAUGUAUUCCAUCCUUCCAGGGAAGGAACGACAUUACUCACUCGGAGGCUGUAUCGAAAAUCCUAGAGGGGCCAAGACCGUUUGCCUUUUUCAAGACGUUAUUUGGGGAGACCGUGAGAACGUUUGAUUACAAAUGGCUAAGAGCCGUUCAUAGACAAGCGUUUACUGGGGCGCACGUAGAUAACGUGUAUAUGUCACGUGGAACGCCCAACCUUCUUACCAUGUGGACACCAUUCGGUGACUGCGAUCCAACCAUAGGAUGCCUGGCUGUUAGUGAGGGUUCUAACAGGCUGCCAGGGUUUGAUAAAUUACACAGUACAUACAGCCAAGUCGAUGUCGAAGAUAUAAAUCUAAAUGGCUCUGGAUGGUUUACAACUGAUCCAUUCGAUAUAACAUACCAGUUUGGCGGUCAGUGGAAGACAACUAAAUAUGAAGCGGGAGAUGUCCUUAUAUUUGGAAUGAACACUGUUCAUAUGUCUACGGCAAAUUUAACAGAUCUUGUUCGAAUAAGUUGCGAUACAAGAUGGCAACCAGCUAGUGAGCCGGCAGAUCCAAGGUAUGUGGGAGAUUUUAAACCAACUGCCAAGUUUGGUCUAUAUGCCUCUGUUGGUUCCAAACCAAGGACAGUUACUAUGGAGGAACUGAAGGCAAAGUGGGGAUUUCAGUAAACCAUAUAUCGUGUACAUAUUAUUAAAUUCAAGGUGUACAUUACAAAAUUAAAAUUUUUUGAAAUUCAGUUAUGACUUUCGCCUUAAACUUGCCAUGUUUUGUUUUCUUCAUGAAUUGAAAUUUGUAAAGCAGAUGACAGCAUCCUACGAUAAUGUACAUAUGUAUUGAUUUUUCAUGUAAUUUACACCAUUUUUUAUAUAAAGCGAACAUUAUCAUCCUAACAUGAUAAAAGUUCAUAACUCCGUAUUAUUUACAUCCGUUUGAUAGAGCAAGCUUCUCUUCUCAACUAGGAAAGAUGGAUAUUUUAUAUACAUGUAUAAAUGAAAUCAUUUUGAUAUAGAGUGAGCACUAGUUGUGUGUAGCUGGCUAUGAAAUCGACAAUCUUAGAUCCGACACUCAUUUUCGAAAUUGGUCAGGUCUAUUACACACGUCAUAUGGCACAAUGGUCACAAGUCUCUCACUAAUAUUUCAUGAAGUAUCCCCCUUUUACUUAAAGAUCAGGUUAGUUUUGAUGCACUUUUACUCUAUCUCUAUUAUUCGUGAUCGGCAUUCAGUGUAGAUCCAGGUCUGCAGUCGUAGAUGGACAUUCAAUAUCGCCAUUGGACUGCAAUCUUAGAUCAACAUUCAAAACUUUUCAGGUCGAAUAUCGACAUUCAAUGUGGACCUGUGUCUGCAGUCGUAGAACGACAAUGUAGACCCGUGUUUUCAAUCUUAAAUCUACAUUCUGUGUACCCGGGUCUGCAAUUACAGAUAAACAUCCCAAAAUGUCUGGGUCAUAAAUCGACAUCCAAAAAGGUCCAAGUCGUAGAUCGACAUUCAGUUUUCAAAAUUGUCAUAGAUCGAUAAAUUUAAUGUAGACUCGGGGUUCAUUCGCAGAUCAAUAUUCAACUAAAAUGUGUCUGUAGGACACAGGGUGUGCCCCCCACUGGUACAUUUGUCAUAAAUGAGGGCCAAUAAUUCAAAUGUUUGCAGUCUUAAUGGGGUAUAGCCUCAACAAUCAUUUUAUGAAAAGGAUUCAUUAUUCUAGGCCCUUUACUUUUUAGCUCACCUGUCACGUAGUGACAGGGUGAGCUUUUGUGAUCGCCCUUCGUCCGUCGUCCGUCCGUCCGUCCGUCCGUCCGUCCACAAUUUCUUGUCUGCACGAUAGAGGUUUAAUUUAUGAUUUUAUUUUAACCAAACUUGCAUACAACUUGUAUCACCAUAAGAUCUCGGUUCCUUUCUUGAACUGGCCAGAUCCGCUUAUGGGUUCCAGAGUUAUGGCCCCUGAAAGGGCCAAAAUUAGCUAUUUUGACCUUGUCUGCACAAUAGCAGCUUCAUUUAUGAUUUGAUUUUUACCAAACUUUGACACAACUUGUAUCACCAUAAGAUCUCGGUUCCUUUCUUGAACUGGCCAGAUUCCAUUAUGGGUUCCAGAGUUAUGGCCCCUGAAAGGGCCAAAAUUAGCUAUUUUGACCUUGUCUGCACAGUAGCAGCUUUAUUUAUGAUUUGAUUUUUACCAAACUGGCAUACAACUUGUAUCACCAUAAGAUCUUGGUUCCUUUCUUGAACUGUUGAGAUUCCGUUAUGGGUUCCAGAGUUAUGGCCCCUGAAAGGGCCAAAAUUAGCUAUUUUGACCUUGUCUGCACAGUAGCAGCUACAUUUAUGAUUCGAUUAUAACCAAACUUGCACACAACUUGUAUCACCACAAGAUCUUGGUUCUUUUCUUGAACUGGCCAGAUUUCUUUAUGGGUUCCAGAGUUAUGGCCCCUUAAAGGUCCAAAAUUGGCUAUUUUGGCUUUUGCAGCCAUAUAGAGACUUCAUUUAUGGUUUUAUUUGAUACAAACUUCCAAAAUAACUUCAACAACAAUAAUUCUUUGAUUCCAUGACAAAUCAGAUCCAAGCGUAGGUUCAAAGUUAUUUUAUAUCUGAUUACCUCCCCUGAUAGUAAUCAAAAUGGAUUUAUAUCAGUAAGUACUUAUAGUACUUAUUUGAAAUUUCAUUAUUGUCAUUAGUAGGACUGAGCCAAUCAGGGUAGAUAACUAUGGACUGAUUUUAUGUCAAAUUACCUCCCUUUAUUUCAAAUUAAAAUGGGUAUAUCUUCGUAACUAAUGAAGAUACUGAUCUGAAAUUUCAUUUAUGUCAACAGAUUUAUUCGGCAGAUCCUCCUUUUCUUCACUUACAAUAUUUUUUUUUAAUUACUUCCCUUUUACGUUACUAUAAAUAGCUUAUUUUUAGUAACUUUUUUAUUAUUGGCCGUAGGGAAAAACCGAGACCACUUUUCUGUGGUACAACAUGGAUGGUACCUCCAAUUUGUAGCUGUAUUUUGACAUAUCUGUACCUUGUAAGAAUUUUUUUUUCUUUUUGGUUAAAUUUCUUCCCUUUGUUGUUAAUGUCCUUUGGACUUAGAUAUUUUUUCUGAGGACCUUCUUGUCCUCAAGUGCAAUGGUAACAGGUGAGCGAUAUAGGGCCAUCAUGGCCCUCUUGUUGAGCUAUGAGCAUCACAAACAAAAAAUCCACUGUUUUGGUUAUUUCACGGGCCAUAACUCUGUAAUAAGAGCUAAGAUUUUCAAGAGGAAUGCCAAGUGUGCAAGUUCACAUCACGAUAAAGACUCCAGCAAGGUUUCCUGAAUUUACAUCUGAUACUUUUUGAGCUAGGCAUAUAAUUAGGUGAAAAAGUGCAUUUUUUUACUAAUUGAGGGGCCAUAACUUUAAAAAUAGGUGGUGGAGCCAGCCAAAAAAUUAGAGGUGUGCAAGUUUAUAUCAUGAUAAAGGCUUAUGCAAGUUUUCAACCAUUUAUAUUAAAUACUUUUUGAGCUAGGUGCAUCACAAGGUGAAAAUGUGUAUUUUUGACUAUUUCAGGGGCCAUAACUCUAAAAAUAGGGGCGGACCCAAAUGAAAAAUAGGAGGUGCGCAAGUUCAUAUCAUGAUUAAGACUCAUGCAAGUUUUUCAUGAAUCUAUAUCAAAUACUUUUUGAGCUAGGCAUGUCACAUGGUGAAAAUGUGCAUUUUUGACUAUUUCAGGGGCCAUAACUCUGAAAAUAGGGGGCCGACCCAAAUGAAAAAUAGGAGGUGCGCAAGUUCAUAUCAUGAUUAAGACUCAUGCAAGGUUUCAUGAAUCUAUAUCAAACACUUUUUGAGCUAGGCGUGUCACAAGGUGAAAAUGUGCAUUUUUGACUAUUUCAGGGGCCAUAACUCUAAAAAUAGGGGGCGGAGCCAGACGAAAAAUAGUAAGUGCGCAAGUUCAUAUCAUGAUAAACACUCGUGCAAGGUUUCAUCAAUUUGUAUCAAAUACUUUUCGAGCUAGGCGCGUUACGAAUUUCGGCCGGACGGACGGAAGGACGGACGGACGAAUGCACGGACGGACGGACGGACGCACGCACGGACAAGACCAAAUCUAUAUGCCCCCACCUCUCAUGGGGGGGCACAAAAAUGUCUUGGUCGUAGAUCAGUAUUAGAAGUCUAUAUCGACUUUUGAUAUUGUUCAGACAUUAGAUCAACAGUCAUUGCAGUUCCAGGUCUAUAAUCAUAGAUCAGCAUUCAAAAAGUCUAGGUCGUAGAUCAGCAUUCAAGAAAGUGCAGGUUGCAGAUCAACAUUCAAACAUGUUAUGGCCAUAGAUCGACAUUUCGAAAAAAGUCCAAGAAGUAGAUUGAUAUUCAAAAUAGUUCACGUCGUAGAUCGAUAUUCGAAAAAUGUCAGGCCGUAGGUCGACAUUCGAAAAGACCCAGGUCGUAGAUAUACAUUUGAAAACGUCAAGGUCGUAAAUCGACAUUCGAAAAUGUCUAGGUCUUAGAUUGACAUUCGAAAAUGUGCUGCUUGUCGAUCAACUUCGAAAAAGUCCAUAUCGUAGAGCGACUUUCAAAAAUGUUUAGAUCGUAUGUCAACAUUAAAAAAUGUCCAGGUCGUAGAUCAACAGUCAAUUUAAUCAAGGUCGUAGAUCAAAUUUCAAAAUGCUUAGCUCUUAGACUGACAUUCGAAGAUUUGAAGGUUGUCAAUCAACUUCGAAAAAGUCCACGUCGUAGAUCGACAUUUUAAAAUGUCCAGAUCGUACAUCAACAUUCAAAAAUGUCCGGGUCAUAGAUCAGCAAUCACAAAUGUCUAAGUCGUAGAUCAACAUUCGAAGAUGUGAAGGUUGUCGAUCAACAUCGAAAAUGUCGACGUCGUAGAUAGACAUUCAAAAAUGUCCAGGUCGAACAUCAACAUUAAAAAAUGUUCAUGUGGUAGAUCAACAGUCAAUUUAGCGCAGGUCGUAGAUCGACAUUCAAAAUGUCUAGGUCUUAGAUCGACAUUCAAACGAAGAUUUGCAAGUUAUCGAUCAACAUCGAAAAAGUCCAUGUCGUAGAUUGACGUUAAAAAAUGUUCAGGUCGUAAAUGGACAUUCGAAAAUGUCUAGGUCGUAGAUGGACAUUCGAAAAUGUCUAGGUCGUAGAUCAACAUUCGAAAAUUCCAGGUCGUAGAUCGACAUUCAAUGUAGACCAGGCUACGUCUUAGAUCAAUAAUAAUCCAGGUCGUGGAUCCACGCUCGACAUUGUUCAGCUCGGAGAUCAACUUUCAAUGUAGACCCGGGUCUGCAAUCAUGGAUCAACAUUUAGGUCUUAGAGCGACGUUCGAAAAAUCCAGAUCGUUGAUCUACAUUCGAAAUUGUUCAGGUCGUAGGUCAAUCGUAAGUUAACAUUCAAUGUAGACCCAGGUCUACAAUCGGAGAUUAACAAAUCGGCAAAGUUCAGGUCGUAAAUCAGCAUUCGAAAUUGUUCAGCUCGGUGAUCAAUAUUCGAAAAAGUCCAGGUCGCAGAUAAACAUUCAGUUUUUACACGUUCAGAAUUGGAAUGCUAAUAAAAAUAUCCAGGUCGUAGAUCAAUCUGAUUAAAAUCAUCUCCUGUUAACGCUGUGCAUUUAGAAAGAUCGAGUAUUUUAGUAGAUCGGAAUUCAUUGAAGAUCAGAUCCGCAGUAUUACAGUUGUUCAAGUUUACGUUUGUAUAUUUGUUUGUUUGAAACCUUAUAUAUAGUCGCCACCGGUAAACCCACGUGGACGACUCCAAAAGAAGACGCUCCAUUUCCAGAAGCUUCUGUAGUUUUUGUCGUGCUAGAUGUAAAGCACCCGUCCCAAUGUUAGUAAAUGAUUUGUUGGAGGAGCAUGGAUCUCGACCUCACUACUACAUGUUUCGCAGCCAGAAAGUGUGCUGCUGCAUCUGGUCUGCGUAUAAUUUGAUAAAGGUCUUCUAUACAGAUUUUAUUAAUAAUUUUCUGUAGAGUAUAGCAAACAUUUUUUCUUUAGUUUCAAAUUUUAUUUGCUAUUCAAAAUAAUGCCAUUUAAAAUAAAUCAAUUUUAAAUAUAGCUUUUAACAUAUUAUUCAAUAUUAUAUGUUGCUUAUAUAUAAUGCCAUUUGAAAAUAAAUCAAUUUCAAAUAUAGCUUUUAAUUAUAUAAUUAAAUAUUAUAAUUAUGUUGCUUCCCUUAAACAAAAGGAAACGUUUCGGUAACUGGACGCCUAGACUCUCCUCAAAGGUUUUUCCGGAUGUGAAUGUGACAUAUCUCAUCUUUCUGUAUCUACCCAUUCCCCAGUUACAAGACCUAGCCGAGUUGGCGUAAUUCGACAGGACGGGGCAUUGGAGCGACCCCCACUGCCAGCGAACCCGUCGUCUGUACGUCACAAGAUUUUCACUUGUCAGGAAUAUUCAUAACAUACGAGCUCCUUAUCUGAUACAAGCCCAGAUUCUGCUACAGAAAUUUCAUUUUCCAAUUCCUUAAGUCCACUUCACAUUGAUUAAAAGGUUUUCGGAUAUUUAUUUCAAAAAACAGAUUGAGCGAGCGAGGGAAAUUUUUGUUUUAUUUUGUAUGCCCCCGUGCACAAAGCGAUUAAACUGUCCGUUCGUUUGUCCGAUAUUUGACCGUUUUGCCUACAACCCACAUUAAUGAGCCGAUUUAGUUCAUUCCUUGCGGCAAGACCUACAAACUGACUUAUAUAUAAAUGACCUUGAUCCUUGUAUGACCUUCACUUUCAAACUUAAAACAUUAAUAAACAAUAUUUUUGUCCUACAGCCCACGCUAAAUUCAUACUCACACUCAACAAUUCUUGUGGCAAGACCUACAAACUGACCUAUAUAUAAAGGACCUUGAUCCUCGUAUGACCUUCACCUUCAAACUUAAAACAUUAAUAAACAAUUUUUUUGGGCUGAAAACAUUAAUAAACAAUAUUUUUUGUCCUACAGCCCACGCUAAGUUCAUACUCACACUCAACAAUUCUUGUGGCAAGACCUACAAACUGACUUAUAUAUAAAUGACCUUGAUCCUCGUAUGACCUUCACCUUCAAACUUAAAACAUUAAUAAACAAUAUUUUUGUCCUACAGCCCACGUUUAGUUCAUACUCACACCAAACAAAUCUUGUGGCAAGACCUACAAACUGACCUAUGUAUAAACGAUCUUGACCAUAUAUGAUAUUCACCUCCAACAUUAAAACCUUAAUAAACAACAUUUUAACACCUACAACCCAUAUUAAUGACCCGAUUUAGUUCAUACUCCCACUCAACUAUCCUUGUGACUAGACCUACAAACUGACUUAUAUGUAAAUGACCUUACCUCAUACGACCUUCACAGUCAACAUUAAAACUUUAAUAAACAUUUUUGUUAACGACACAGUUUAGUUCAUACUCACUCUCAACUAUCCUUGUGGCGAGACCUGUAAACUGAACGAUAUAUAAAUAAACCUUGACACUCAUAUGACCUUCACCUUCACCUUCAAACUUAAAAUCUUAAGAAACAUUAAGUUUGGUCAUACAGUCCAAAUAAAUAAUCACGUUUAGUUCAUACUCACACUCGGCAAUCCUUGUGGCAGGACCUGCAAACUGACCUAUAUAUAAAUGACAUUGACCCUGAUUUGACCUUCACCAUCAAACUUAAAACCUUAGUAAACAAUAUUGUUGUCCUGCAACCCACAUAAAAAAAAACCAGUUUAGUUCAUACUCACACUCAACAAACCUUGUGGAAAGACUUACACACAGACCUAUACAUAAAUGACCUUGACCUCAUAUGAUCUUCGACUUCGAACGUAAUACCUUAAUAAACGUCACUUUAGCGCCUGCAACCCACAUAAAUAAUCCGAUUAGUCAAGGCCUAUAAUUGAGCUCUUAUUGAUUGUAUAUAUAGGUGUAAUUAUUCUUCCUUACAAAAUAUUUUCAAUAGGAUUUUGUUACUGACUUUGUUAUUAAUUAGGAUAUCUUGAGUUUUAGAGUUAACUGCUUCAAAAUCUGAUUCUAUUAAUUUUUGAAAAAUGGAAAUAGUCCAAACCCAAGUAGAAGGCCAUUUUUGUAACAGGUUGGCUUGUUUUAAGGACUGUGUUUAAAUUCCAUUUACUGAUCAUUUUGCUGUAUCUAAUCAGCAGCACAAUGUGAGAGUGGAUUUUUUAUGCCCCCGAUGGCGGGCAUAUUAAAAUCGCACUGUCCGUCCGUCCGUGUGUAUGUAUGUGCGUGCGUGCAUCCGUCCGUCCGUGUAAAUUCUUGUCCGGGCUGUAACUCUGCCAUCCAUAAAGGGAUUUUGAAAUAACUUGGCAUAAAUGUUCACCAUAAUGAGACGACAUGUCGUGCGCAAGAUCCAGACCCCUAGCUCCAAGAUCAAGGUCACACUUAGCAGGUUAACAGGGUCUGUUUCGUGUCCGGUCCAUAACUCUGCCAUCCACAAAGGGAUUUUGAAAUAACUUGGCAUAAAUGUUUACCAUAAUGGGACGACGUGUCGUGCGCAAGACCCAGACCCCUAGCUCCAAGAUCAAGGUCACACUUAGAAGUCAAAGGUUAACAGGGUCUGUUUCGUGUCCGGUCCAUAACUCUGCCAUUGAUGAAGAGAUUUUGAAAUUACUUGGCAUAAAUGUUCCCCACAAUGAGACGACGUGUCAUGCGCAAGAUCCAGACCCCUAGCUCUAAGGUCAAGGUCACACAUAGAGGUUUAAGGUUAACAUGGUCUGUUUCUUGUCCGGUCCAUAACUCUGCCAUUGAUGAAGGAAUUUUAAAAUUACUUGGCAUAAAUGUUCCCUAUAUUGAGAUGACGUGUCAUGCGCAAGACAUAUACCCCUAGCUCCAUGGCCAAUGGUGUUUCUUGUCUGGUCAAUAACUCUGCCGUUUAUCAAGGGAUUUGAAAAUAAUUUGACACAAAUGUUAACCAUAUUGAGAAGGUGUGUCAAGCUUAUGACCCGGGUCGUAAUUUGACACAAAUGUUAACCCGAUUGAGAAGGUGUGUCACGCUUAUGACCCGGGUCCCUUAGGUCAAGAUCAAGGUCACGAAAUGAUGUGCGUUUUUGUGCAGACAACUGUAGCAUUCUUGGGCAUGCCUCGGGGGCAUUUGUCACCAAUAGUGACAGCUCUUGUUCUCUCAAAGAUAAAAUUUUAAAGGAGGAUAAGUCCUUAUAUUGCUUAUUUGUCAUUGAGAUCUUGUCUAUUUAUUAUCGUUAUCUCUGUUGUUUUAGUAUAUUCUCUGACCUUUUGCUUGUCAUUUUCGCCAUUGUGUAAUUUCAAUGUCCUCAUUUGUAUUAAAGAAUUUUUCAUGUCUUGUAACUCUUUUUAAUUUCGGAGAAUAUACAAGAACAAAACAAAAGCGGUCUACUGUAAAUGUAUUUAUCUUGUUUGGCAUGAAACUUCAUGGUUUUGGCCAGAACGGCUUUUUAUGGGUAUAUGAAUUCGUAGAUUCCAAAUUUUGACAAUACAAUGAAUGGAAAAUCUACUUGUUCGUCGGGAUUUAAUUUCGUUGAUUGAUCCAACCACGAAGUCACCGAAAAUUAGUGCCCCGCAAGUAUUUAUGAUUUCGCUGUUUUUAGAAGUUUUGCUGAGAAUUCGGAAAUAAGAACAUUGCAAAGUCAUUUUUCUGCUUUUAACUUUUUUGCGCCUUCUAUGCUUCCGGCAAAAUAAUAAGCAACAUUACGUGUGAUGUAAUAUGUUAAAGGGGGUAAUAUCUUUAAUAUAAUAUUUGAUAUUAUGUAAAACUUCAUUUAACUCCCUGAGGCCGAUAUCGUAACAUACCUGCUGCGGUGGGAUAAGAAUUACCACCUGACGUCGAAAACAUUAUCUAACCUUAUCAUAAUCACACUCGCAUACAGUCAGUUGAAAUCAUGCAGGGAAACAUGAUUAACUUGGGUGUAAACUGAAAUAUACAUUGAAAUUUUCACUUCGAAAUAUUCAUAAUUUUAACACACCUACUGCGUUUAAUAGAUAUUUGAACAUUAAAUUCCCAUAAAUAGAAAUGCAUCAUUAACACUGAAUAUUUACAUCAGCAUUACAUAAAUUUACACCCGUUUUUGUGUGAAUAUCAGUGGUUUAUUUUGAUGUAUAACCUAUUUCUAAACAUGUACACAAAUGUUGUGUGUCACGCGCUUAGACAGUUAAGUUGUAAUAUUUACAUCCAUCUUUGAAUAAUUAUUAAAGUUACAAACAUGCGUUUAUUUACAUAUACUUUUUUUAUUUUAUGAAACAUGCUUUGUUGUGUUAUUUUUUAUCCAUUUGUAUCGUAUGUAAUGUAAGUGUACCAAUAUUUCAGCCUUCUAAAACUUAACAUUUUCCGACCAUUCAUUUAUCUGAUAAUGGAAUCGCAUCGUCGGAAUCAUCAUCCGACGGAACUGAUAUUUCAGAAUCAGCAUGAUAAUGAAUAAAUAUUUUCAUCAUUUUAAGAAAGAUCUCUGGCCGACGACAUUAUUUUACUCUUUUGAAAUCCAGUAUGAACGAAACACAGCGGAAAUCGUCUUUUUAUUUCAUUUACAUUACCGCAUAGUUACAGACAUUUAUUUUAACAAGGGAACUAAUUAUUAGCACAACUAGUAAUUAUUACAUCAAAGAAAUAAUAGCCAGUAUGCAAAGAAAUUUUGCUUUUGUCAAGAUUAUCAAAAAUUAACAAGUACUUAUCGCAAUCAUCAUGAUCUCGGUGCCGCGACUAUACUUGUCAAUCGCCGUCCUGGGGAGUCCUGAUAACGCGCGUAUAGUCUACAGGGGCAGAAAAUAUAACGCCUAUAGUCGCAUUUCGGCCCCAGGGAGUUAAUAUUGAUUUAUUUCCAAAAAAUAAUAAUCAUAUCUAUAUAUAUGACACUGUAUAUGAAAUUAUACAAACUCACGCUUGUUCAACAGCCAGGUCUAUAAUGAAUUUCGAUCUACGACCCGUUGAUUUACAAUUGAAGAUCCAGGUCUACCUUUAAUGCUGAUCUUUGGACUGAACCAUUUCGAAUGUUGAUCCACGACCUGGCCUUUUUCGAAUGUCGAUCUGGAACCUAGAUAUUUUUGCAUGUUGAUCUACGAUUGCAGACCCGCAUCGUCAUUGAAUAUUGAUCUCCAAGCUAUAUCGAUCUACGACCUAGACUAUUUUGAAUGUUGAUCCGCGAUUGCAGACUCGAUUCUUCUUUAAAUAUUGAUCUACGACCUGAACUAUUUUGAAUGUUGAUCUACAACCCAGACCUUUUUAAUGUUGAUCUGUUAGCUGGACAAUAUUUCGAAGGUCGAUCUACAACCUUGAUUUUGAUGAUCUAUAAUAAUUAUUGUAGACCUCUGUCUUUUUUGAAUGUCGAUCUAUGAGCUGAACUUCGAAUGUCGACCUUCAACAUGUACAUUCUCGAUUUUCGGUCUUCGGCCUAAGCUUUUUUUGAGUGUUGAUCUACGUCCUUAACGUUUUCUACGACGUGAAAUUUUUUUGAAUGUCGAUGAUCGACCUUUACAUUUUCUAAUGUCGACCUACGACAAAGAAUAUUUUUUCAUGUUGAUAAUUGCAGAACUGGUUCUGCAUUGAAUGUUGAUCUAUGAGCUGAACUUCGAAUGUCGAUCUUCAACUUGGGCACUCUCGAAUGUCGGUCUACGCUCUAAAGUUUUUUGAAUGUUGACCUACGUCCUGGACGUUUUCGAAUGUCGACCUAUGACGUGAUAUUUUUAAUGUCGACCUACGACCUAGACAUAUCGGAAUGUUGAUUUACGACCUUGACUUUUUCAAUAGUCGAUCUACGACCUUGACUUUUUCGAAUGUUGAUUUACGAGCUAGACAUUGUUGAAUGUUGAUCUCGGUCUGCAGUGAAUGUUGAUCCAAGACCUGCACAAUUUCGAAUGUCGAACUACCAUGGCUCGUCUCGAAUGCUGAUCGAUGACCUUAACUUUUUUUAAUGUUGGUCUGCGACUGAAGACCUGUGUCUGCAUUGAAUAUCGAUCUGUGGCAUGAAUAGUUUUUGAAUGUUGAAUGUUGAUCUACGUCAUGGACGUUUUCGAAUGUCGAUAUACGACGUGAUUUUUUUUUGGAAUAUCGAGUCUUGACCCAAGUUGAUUUUUUUUUAAAUGUCGAUCUACAUCCUAGACAUUUUUUAAUGUUGAUCUACGUCCUUUACUUUUGCGAAGAAUGACGAUCUAUCACCAGGGUUUUUCGUAUGUUGAUCUACGAUUGCAGACCUCGGCCUGCAGUGAAUAUUGAUCUAAGACCUGAACAAUUUCGAAUGUUGCACUACUACUUGGACUUUAUCGAAUGCAGAUCUACGACCUAAACUCUUUUUUAAUGUUUUGUCUGCUGUUGUAGACCUUAGUCUACAUUGAAUAUCGAUCUGUGAUCUGAAAAACUUUUGAAAAUUGAAUGUCGCUCUACGGCCUGGCUAUUUUGGAUGUUGACUUAUGAUUGCAGGCCCGGAUCUAUAUUGAAUGUCGAUCUACGAUUACAGACCUUGGUCUACAUUGAAUGUCGAUCGUUUCAGAACCGGAACUACAUUGAAUUUCGAUCUAGGACAUGAAGAAUUUUGAAUGUAUAUACGAUUGCAGUUUCGGGUCUAAAUUAAAUGUCGGUCUACGAUGCAGACAUGGGUCUACAUUGAAUGUCGAUAUAUGACGUGAAGAAUUUUGAACGUUGAUCUACGUCUGCAGUCCUGGUCUACAUUUAAUGUCGGUCUAUUAUUGUAAACCUGGGUGUACACUGAAUGCUUGUCUACGACCUGAACAAUUUUGAAGUUAAAAUUCGAUCUGUGAUUUUCGAUGUCAUAGCUGACUUAAAACAACUGCCGAGAAAUAGCAGUCAUGUUUCAAGUCAUACGAUAAAUAGAGAAGCUGACAAUUAUACAAGGAUGUGCUGAACUUAAGUGUUUUAAAACUUGUGAAUGUACAUGUGCAAUGCUUUAAACUUCAAAUAAAAUAUAUUUUUAAUCAUU